AAACUAAUAUAAUAAAAUAAAAAGGUACUUUGCUUGCUAGAUUCGCGUCUCCUUGCCUAAAAUUAUGUAAAAAGAAAUGAGUACCGGGACUGAACAGAUAUUUCUGCCUGAUUCCGCGAGCAACUUACCUCACGGAGUCGAAAUGAUAAGGUCGAUGAGGCCGGGUAAUGGAGCGCCGACAAUCAACACAACCAAUCUUGAGAAUGUGUCGGACUUCUCAAAGGUGUGUCGUGUGUGUGCAACUGUCACAGAGCUGGUGGUUCCCAUCUAUGGUGAAGAGGGCCUGCGCAUGAACCUUGCUGGUAAAAUAAAGAGACAUCUGCCUAUCAAGGUAACGGAGAAUGAUGUGCUGCCCCUGGUGGUGUGCUUCCAAUGCACCAGCACCCUCCUGGCGACGCACGAGCUGGUGGCGUGCAGCCUGCAGGCCGACGCGGCGCUGCGCACGGCGCGCGCGCAGCGAGAGCGGCAGGCGCAGCAGUCUCAGCAGCGUCAGGAGCAGGCGCUGGACACAGAGGGCAUUGUCGAAGACCGGCCAGACGAGGACGUAAAAUUUAAAGCGGUAGUUAAGAGCGUGCUCGUCAACUAUUUCCACACCCUUAACAUGGACGAAGGCGACGAGUGCCAGUUCGCCUGCCAGAAAUGCUCGUGGAGAGGCGAUUCCACAGAACUACUUGUAGACCAUUUACACGCGCACCAAGCUAAACCCGAUACCGUUGACAGCUUCAUACGACAGUACAUAACUUUUGAGGAACCGCUAGAGUCAGAUGAUGAUACAACAGAAGCGCCAACAAUCAAACUUAAGCCUCCGAAGCCUGUAGCAGCUCACUGCUGUCCGUUCUGCGACAGUAUAUUCUCAUCUACAUCGCGUUUAGGACUUCACGCCGCCGAGCAUGUUGAAAUCAGCGAAGACAUCGCUGUGGAGUGCUGCGGAGCGCUCUACAGCGAGCGUUCUUUAUUCAUCCAACACGCCCUUGCCAAGCACGAACGCGCUCCGCCCCCCGGUAUAAUCUGCCGCGCUUGUGGCCAAAAAGCUGAAUCCCUCGUUACUCUCUCCGAACAUAUAAGAAACACACACGCUGAUGAUGCUAUCACUAGAAAAAGAACAGACCGCAAUCCUAAAAGCAAAGACCAGAAAUACAUCCCGACUCCAUGCCCUGAUUGUGGCAAGACGUUCUCGAACAAGUACAACAUGGCUGUACAUUUGCGAUCGCAUAAAGAAACGCCAGAAAAAGUCCAAUGUGAGUUGUGCAGUAAAUGGUACGGCAGUCGCGGCGCCUUGGUCAGUCAUGUGAAGCUAGCUCAUGGUGGGUUACUCCGCUUCGCUUGUGACAUAUGCGGGGAAAGGUUCCCGAAUCGCACCGUCCGUGCCGUCCAUGUCGCCUCACACACGGGGGAGAGACCGCACGUCUGUACAGUCGAGGGCUGUUCAAGUGCAUUCAGGAGUCGCGACUCGUUGUUAAAACAUUUGGAUGCGCACAGAAAUGAGCGGACCUACGCCUGCCAUUGUGGGAAGGAUUUCAAGAGGAGAUGGCAUUUAAAAAGACAUCUGAAAACACAUCAAGAAAGCGGUCUAUUGAAGAAGAAGGAGGAGUCGGAUUAUACUGACUUGAGAUCUUGGGCGGGAAUUACGGAAGACGGUCACGACCCCGGUGUCAAUGGCGAGGCUGACGGUGACCGAGCCUCGAGCGACGAGGACGACCGCCCGCUCGCCACCCUAGCCUCCGAGAAAGCUGACGCGUACACAAACUUCUACAACGCCUUGCUAAACUUUAGAAACCAUUUCCUAAACGGACACGACGCCCGCUACCCAGAGUUUACGGAGUCGAGCGAAAGCGAAGCGGCUAACGGAUCGGACGACUACGACGACUUGUCCAAGAAUAACAUGCGACGGGAUCGCAUGGACGAAGCCACGAGACUCGAGCUAGCGAGCGCGCAGACGCGCAUAGACGGCAAGACCUACUACACGUGUCGCGUGUGCGGCAAACGUCUCAGCUCCCCGCACACUUACGUGUUCCACACGCGAAUACACACGGGCGAGCGGCCGUGCGUGUGCCACAUAUGCGGGAAGCAGUUCCGAGCGCCGAACGGCUUACGGCGACAUCUGGCGGAGACCCACGAGCGGCGCCGCCGGCACGCGUGUCCACACUGCGGCCGCACGUUCGCCAACUCGCAGAACCUGAAGCAGCACACGAGGACGCACACGGGGGAGAGGCCGUACCCGUGCUCGCUCUGCGGGAAACGCUUCCGGCAGUCGGGGUCGCUGCACGCGCACAAGAAAACCCACGUCGCGCUGUUGCCGUUCCGCUGCGCGCACUGCCCGGCCGCGUUCCGGCUGCGCGCGGGGCUGGCGCGGCACCGGCUGCGGCACUCCGGGGAGCGUCCGCACCCGUGCGAGGUGUGCGGGCGGGCGUUCCGGACGCGCGCGGACCUGGCGGCGCACCGCGCGGCGCACUCGCCGGCGCGCGCGCACCACUGCGGCGUGUGUCACGCCGCGCUGCGCUCGCGCCGCGCGCUGCGACACCACACGAGGCGGCUGCACCCGCCGCCGCCGCCGCAGAUACAGGACGAUAUGGCGAAUCGAUCCUACUUCGUCCUAGCGCCAUUAGACGCGCCGCAAAAAGUCGAAAACUCUCAAACGGAGAACUCGGCGGUCGCCACGCGGCGGCGGCGGCACUGCUCCGCCUGCGGGCUCCGCGUCGCCGCCGGCAACCUCGCCAGGCACGUACGCACCGCGCACGCGCAAACACGUCCGCACACAUGCCAACAAUGCCCAGCCACCUUCUCCAGACGAGACCAUCUCAAAGACCACGAGCGCACACAUGGGAGUACCCGCGAAUAUGUCUGCGACACUUGCGGGGCCGCGUCGCGGUCGGCGGCGGCGUUACGCAUGCACAAGCAGAGCCACCGCCAUCGACUGCACGCCUGCCUGCACUGCGACGCGCGGUUCCGUCGCAAGGCGGAGCUGGCCGCGCAUGUGUCGGUGCACACCGGGGAACGCGCGCAUGUGUGUCGGUGCGGCAAGACCUUCCGCCUGCGCGCGCAGCUGACGCGCCACGAGCGCACGCACCGGGACCCGCCGCGCUACCGGCGCUGCGAGUUCUGCCCGGGCGUGGUGCGCGGCGCCCUGUACACCGGCCACCUGGUGCGCCGCCACGCCGACCUGCUGUUCCACUGCGACGAGUGCAACUCGUACGUCGCGCGCAGGCAGUUCCUCGCGCACAUGACCCGCCACGCGCACCAGUACGACGCGGAAGGGCGCCGCGCGGCCCCCAAGCCCCUCGACGUGCCGCCCGCCCCCGCCCCCGCGCCCGCCCCCGCCCCCGCCCCCGCCCCCGCGCCCUGCACCACCUCCGCGGCCGCCGACUCCACCACCGCCUCCUCCGAGCCGCGCUCCGACCCCGACACCGACGACGAGCGAGACGACACGCCACCGCCGGAACCGGAGCCCAGCGACCGAGGUGGCAACCCUGACCUAAACCCCGACCCGGCGCGGCUGAAUGUAGCGCCCGGGCCGAGCGCGGCGGCUCAACCGAUCGCGAUAGCUCAGCCGAACCCUGAACCCGUUCAAUCGAGAUCUGUGUCCGUUGAUGAUCCGCUAAAUCGGCCGGAGUCGAACGCGCAAGUUGAAGAAACAAAGCCUAAGCCCGAGAAGGCGCCGGUCGUCCGCCAGUGCCCGCACUGCCCCAAGACCUACACGGCCUCCUCGAGCUACUUCUACCAUCUCAAGUACACGCACGGCGGGAGCCGCGAGCACGAGUGCCCCGCCUGCGGCCGCCGCUUCGGCACCCGCGGCGCGCUGCGCGAGCACUCCUCCCUGCACGAGCCGACGCGGCGCCUGCAGUGCGAGCAGUGCGGGAAACGGUUCCGGACCAAAGCGGGCCAGUAUAUACACGCGCAGACGCAUAGAGAUAAGAGAGAGAAGAAAUUUGAAUGCGCCGAAUGCGGCCGAGCGUUCCGCUGGCGCACGGAGCUCAAGCGCCACGUGACUAGACACGCCGCGGCCCGGACGCACGCGUGCGAGUGUGGGCGCGCCUUUUCCGUGCGCGCCGAUCUGUUAAGACAUGCUCGCACGCACAGCCGCGCGGCGCAUGUGUGCCCGCACGCGGGGUGCUGCGCCACGUUCGCGCAGCCGCGCUACCUGCGCGCGCACGUGACGCGCAAGCACGCCCCCGCGCCCGACAAGGCGCAGGCGCAGCGCAAGUCUGCGUAAACUGACUGUUGACAUGUUCACUGUCCCGUGCCCCCACAUAUGGGUCACGGCGAGCCUCUAUUACAAAGCUGUAAGGUUGAAAGUUGGGACAGUGAACGUGUUAAGACUUUGUAG
Messenger RNA from Cydia amplana, 4324 nucleotides. Its product is annotated as zinc finger protein 850-like. The transcript has 10 exons. The record is from RefSeq and is a predicted model, not a curated record. Gene Ontology annotation, molecular function: zinc ion binding; RNA polymerase II cis-regulatory region sequence-specific DNA binding; DNA-binding transcription factor activity. Lineage: Eukaryota; Metazoa; Arthropoda; Insecta; Lepidoptera; Tortricidae. Gene Ontology annotation, cellular component: nucleus. The coding region runs from base 77 to 4210 and encodes 1377 amino acids. Gene Ontology annotation, biological process: regulation of transcription by RNA polymerase II.